UGUAAAGUCCUAAAUCCAGUAACAAUAUUUCACCUGUCUUAUGUAGGUAUACUGUUAAUUUAUUGAUUUUAUUGCUGGUUUGAUUUCAAUUAUCACUUUUAUUGUUUUCAAAGUUAUCACGAAAAGAGGUAUAAUGUAGACCUAUUGGAUUGAAUAAUUUAUCCAAAUGUUCUUGUUUUCAGUAAUUGAAUACAAUGUUGAUAUUGAAUGAUUACCAUAUUGUAGUAAUAGGAUUGGAAUCAACAUAGUGAAAUCUGUUAUCUAUUAAAGUUGUUAUUUUUAUUAUAUAUUUUGUUAAAAGAGAAUGCGAUGUAUUAUAUUUUAUGUCAUGAACAAAAAGCAAUCAAAAAUAUUUCUACAAAACUUGUCUUCCAUAGUAUUAAGAGAACUAUAAUUCAACAUAUCCAUUUUAUUGAGAGAUUAUAAAAACAAUUGUAUAUCAAAUGUGUUUUUGAUUUUUCUAAUGUUCCUUGAUUUGAAAGUUCAUGUUAUCAGAAGUAGAAUUAUAUUCUAUCAUUAUUAAUUGUUUUCAUUAUUUCUAUCGUACCUACUAUAGUAGAGGCUUACGUCUACAAGUAGAUAAAGUUAUCACAAGUAGAGGCCUAGCCUACUGUAUUGAAUAUGUUUAUUAUUAAUAUUCAAACAAAUUUGUUUUUCUACAAUUUCAUAAGAAAGAUAUUGUUAUCAGAGUCCACUGCAUGCUAUUCUUAUAUCAAUGUUUUUGGAUGGAUAUAGACUGCUGUCUCCAGAAUAUUCUAGUUUAUCAGGCGUUGGUCCCUACAGUAAUCAUUGAGCAGCUAGCAGCUUAUGCAAGAUGGGCGUCGACUACAUACGGUCUACCAGCAUGAAACUAUAUGUAUAUAUAUAUGAUCAUAUUAAGUAGUGUAUCUGUCUGUUGAAAUACGUGACUAUCAUCACUUGACAAGUGAGUCCCCUCCAUUCCCCUCCACUCACCGCUCCCAAUCAGGUAUUGCGAUGCGAUGCCCACUCCGACUGGUAAUUCUAGUCACUUCCCAAUUACAACACAACAUAACAGCACUGCGAGCACAGUCUCUCUGACUCAUUCGAGCAAGCGCUUUAGAGUAUUCAACAGUUGAAGCUAUAGUACAGUUUACUAGUUGAUAGUUUUGCAAGAAUCAAUCAGAAUGCGUCUAGGAGCUAUCAUACCAGACUUCUCAGCUAAAACAACCCAUGGGCCGAUACAGUUCUACGACUGGCUGGGAGAUUCGUGGUGCGUUCUUUUUUCGCAUCCCGCCGAUUUCACGCCAGUUUGUACCACUGAAUUGGGACGAAUUGCUGUACAUCAACAAGAAUUCAAAAAACGCAACGUGAAACUGCUCGCUCACUCAUGUGACAAGCUACAGUCGCACACUGAUUGGGUUAAUGACAUCAAAAGUUACUGCCCAGAUAUUCCAGGCGACUUCCCAUACCCGAUAAUCGGCGACGACACGCGUGAGCUUGCUAUCAGACUGGACAUGUUGGAUGAAGAGAACCAGAACAACCCAGACACAGCAAUGACAGUGCGCUCCCUCUACAUCAUCAGUCCAGACAAGAAGCUGCGACUUGCUAUGCUCUACCCAACUUCCACCGGAAGAAAUGUCGAUGAGAUUGUUCGUUGCAUUGACUCUCUCCAGCUCUGCGAUAGACUGAAAGUGGUUGCGACGCCAGCUAACUGGACGCCGGGAACCAAGGUGAUGAUUCUGCCAAGCGUAACGGACGAGGACGCAAAUAAACUAUUUCCCAAGGGUGUUGACAAAGUCACCAUGCCAUCAGGACAUAACUAUGUUAGAACCACUACGGACUAUUGAGAAUUUGUCUUCAAGGUAUUUAUUUGGAUUGAGACAUGUAUAAUCUUAUGUAAUCCUCAACCAAGCACAAAUAAGGGAGAAAAUAAUAUUGUAUUCAUCUCAUUUGAAAGAAAUUAUUUUAGAGUUCACUUUAUAUUAUAACCAUGACUCAUGUAACAAAUGAAUUUGUUUAUUACGGUAGACAAUUAAAUUUUAGUAUUUUGUUUGUUUUAUCAAUAUAACGCUACACAAAACUUAAAA
This is a messenger RNA of Nilaparvata lugens (brown planthopper), 2048 nucleotides long. RefSeq names its product peroxiredoxin-6. The transcript is spliced from 5 exons. Bases 1146 to 1808 code for a protein of 220 amino acids. NCBI's taxonomy places the organism in Eukaryota, Metazoa, Arthropoda, Insecta, Hemiptera, Delphacidae. Gene Ontology annotation, biological process: cellular oxidant detoxification; cell redox homeostasis. Gene Ontology annotation, molecular function: peroxiredoxin activity. The record is from RefSeq and is a predicted model, not a curated record. Gene Ontology annotation, cellular component: mitochondrion; cytosol.